AUGGCCAGGGACGGCCGUCUGGCACUUGAUGUUAUAGAUAAAGAUACCCAGGUUUAUAUUAUACUAGCGAGUGCCAAUGAGAUUCGGGACUGCCAUGAUUGCAAAGUAGCAUUGACUGAGACUUUUCUCAUGCCCUCAAUCUGGUGGACCAAUCAUCUGAAAAGGUCAAAUGGGUUCUUUGGCUGUGAAGCGACUCGAGAUAGAGGAAGAAUAACCAGUCUAAACACAUGGUCCUUCUUCCAGUCAAAAGUGAUAAAGUCUACCGACGACUACAGCUGGUCCAAGUUCAACAUUUUCACAAGAUGGACAUCUGGCAAAAACCAAACGGGCAUUCUCAUCUUCGACAACAAAUCACACCCAUUCACAGAUAUCAUCCCCGAUGAACAUCUCCUCACCGACCCAUUCUGGGUCUACCUAUAUAUCCUCGAAUCCGUCUCCGAAUUCGAAGAUCGCGCAGUCUGGUCAAUUCGCAACCUAAUCCGACCAAUCGAAAAAGGACAGAAACAAAUCCUUACGAAAAAUGAAAGGCCAAAGCCAAAUUACCGUGAAUUACACGACAUCGCCCGCCACUCUAUCCACGUCACUGAAACCCUCGACGUAGCCCUACAAACAAUCGAGCGUAUCCUCGAAAACCACCGCGCAAACAUGAGUCCCACUAAUUCAAGCACCGGCUCAAGUCCCGGCCUCUCAACUCCCUUCCCCCCCUUCCGCCAAGACCGCAACGUCUUACAAGAAAUCCAAUCCAGCCUCUCCUUUUCACAAAGCUACCUCUCCAGUCUCCGCCACCGAUCCAUCGCCAAUGAAAAACGACUACAGAAUGAGAUCCAACUUACGUUCCAGACGGUUGCACGACAUGACGCGUUAGUCUUGAUGGAUGAUAGUGCGGCAUUGAAGACACUUGCUUUUGUCACUUUUACCUUUUUGCCGCCGACGUUUAUCUGUGCGAUGUUUACGGUUUGUCCCUUCUCCAUCGCCUUCCUCGUGUUCAUCAAUUCCUCCGUCUCGUUCGUCGUCACGGAUCUGAUCGGGUUGCACGAUGGUGAGGGCGAUGCGGUUGGCACGUUAGGUUUUGCAGAUGAGCUGCUUGCUCUCGCUGCUUGUCCGCUUUGGGGGGUUCUUUCUGAUCGGAUUGGUGUUCGCUAUGUAAGUGCAGCGCUUCAUGAUCAUCCCUUCGCUCGCGAUGUCGUGGUUGCUGAUAUGAUAAAGGUGUGCACUAUUGGCUAUGCGGUCAUUGCUGUUGCGUUGGUUCUUUUCGUGCAGGCCACGAAUGUGUAUCCGCAGCUGCUUCUGGGGAGGUUGUUGUUUAGUGUUGGUGGCUCGGCGGUGUCGACGAUGGUCACCGCCGUUCUGCCUACCGUCACGGGUAAGGCGUUGCGGGAUCAGGCUUAUCGGGUGUCGGUCUCGUCCGAGUUGACGAUAACCCCGGCACGGUUGAAUGGUCACCGCAGUGAUGACACGAGUUCUCACGCAUCACCAUCUGCUCGAUUAUCCGGGUUUGUUGGCUUGUUUGCCGGCUGUGGUGCGCUUGUGUCACUCGGUGUUUUUUUACCCCUUCCGGCUCGAUUUGAGAAACUCGGUCUUUCGCCCACGCAAGCUAUCCAACGGAGUUAUUACCUGGUUGCCGCGGUUGCGAUGGUGAUCAGCUUGAUCAGCUUCAUCGGUCUGAGGAAUCUGCCCGAGGAGGAAGGGAAAGGGUGGCGGGCGUUGUGCAAUCGACACACGGGUGACCUCGAUGAGGAGGACGAGCAUUUCAACGGACCAGAAAGACUGCCGUACUGGAAACAACUGACCACGGCAAUACUCCUAGGAUUCCGGAAUCGCAGCAUUGGUCUCGGAUACGUGGGAGGAUUCGUUGCCCGCGCAUCCUCAGUGGGAAUCUCAUUAUUCAUUCCUCUGGCUGUGAACCACUAUUACCGAGUGUCUGGACUCUGCGACGGAGAUCACGACCCAAUGUCUAAUUCCGGGCUUGGGGAUAUCAAAAAGGCGUGCCCGCGCGCUUACAUACUGGCCUCUAUCUUGACUGGUGUAUCCCAACUGAUCGCCCUCAUUGCUGCACCGGCAUUCGGAUAUCUCACCGACAAGUCUCGGCGGUACAACGUGCCUCUCCUCGUGGCAGCCUUGGUCGGCGUGGUGGGUUAUCUCGCAUUCGGGCUACUACCAAACCCGCAAUACAAAGGACCCGAUGGCAAUGCCGGCGUUUUCAUCGUGAUGGCCUUACUAGGAAUUAGUCAGAUUGGCGCCAUCGUGUGCAGUCUAGCCGUGCUCAGCAAUGGAAUCCUCGAGGUCGGCGUUGACGACAACACACUUCGUAAAAUCUACGCCGAGCAAAAUGUCGAUCACGAGGGGGCCAAUCAUCCCGGUGGAGAAGGCGAGAACCAGCCGCUUCUGGCCCGCUCCGUCAACCAUCGGCUGCAGCACCUGUCACACUUGAAGGGGUCCAUUGCCGGGGUGUACUCGCUGUACGGCGGGGCGGGGAUAUUGAUUCUCACGAAAGUGGGUGGAUUGCUCUUUGAUGUGUUGUCCUCGGGGACUCCGUUCUAUAUAAUGGCUGUGUUUAAUGGGAUUUUACUUGUGACGGGACUUGGGUGUGGGAUAUUGAAUCAUGUUGGGCGAUCUAAGGGAGUGUGA
Messenger RNA from Penicillium subrubescens, 2628 nucleotides. Its product is annotated as putative MFS transporter. Gene Ontology annotation, biological process: transmembrane transport. Bases 1 to 2628 code for a protein of 875 amino acids. Gene Ontology annotation, molecular function: transmembrane transporter activity. The record is from RefSeq and is a predicted model, not a curated record. Lineage: Eukaryota; Fungi; Ascomycota; Eurotiomycetes; Eurotiales; Aspergillaceae. The transcript is spliced from 4 exons.